AUGAGUCGAUUCCUGAUCUCCAUCGUUUGCGCUGUUGUGCUUUCGACGCUCGCUGUCGCCGCACCAACUGGUGGCAGUGACGCUUCCGGUACGCCGGUUGUCUCAGCAGAGCCUGCGUACGAAACGGUGCCACUUGCGAGCGACGACCCGAAUGCCAUUACGUGGAAUGUUACGACCGAUACCGACCCUCAGCCCAUCCGCGGCGCUCUUGGAUCCACCAUCAUGGCGCAGCAGAACGUUGCUCUUCAACGACUCAACCCCGACCUGCUAGCCCCGCCAACUACUGAUGCGGGUGACAUUCCAAACCUGAAGUGGUCAUUUACAAUGAGCACAAAUCGACUGCAAACUGGUGGUUAUGCUAGACAACAAAAUGUCAAUCAAAUGCCAAUUGCGACCUCCAUGGCUGGUGUCGACAUGCGUCUUGAAGCUGGUGCCAUUCGGGAACUGCACUGGCACAAGACUGCUGAGUGGGCCUAUGUUCUGAGCGGCUACAUGCAAGUAACGGCAGUGGAUUCGAGCGGCCGUAAUUUCCUGGGCACUGUGGGCCCAGGCGAUCUGUGGUACUUCCCACCCGGCGUUCCGCACAGUCUGCAAGCUACCAACCAGACUGAGGCAGGCGCAGAAUUCCUGCUUAUCUUUAACAGUGGCGACUUUAGUGAGGACUCCACGUUCUUAUUGACCGACUGGCUCGCCCACACCCCGAAGGACGUCCUGGCCAAGAAUUUCGGUACAACGAUUGAGAAUUUGAACAAUUUGCCGGCCCAGCAGCUAUACAUCUUCCCAGGAACUCCCCCGUCCCCCGAAGCAACUGCACCCGAGGAUCCUCAGGGACAAGUGCCGGCGCCCUAUACUUACGCUCUUUCGGAAGUCACUCCUACACAGCUUGCCGGCGGUUCAGUGAGGAUUGCCGAUUCGUCUUCGUUUGGUAUCUCCACGGGCAUCUCCGUCGCCGAAGUCACUGUUCAGCCCGGAGGAAUGAGGGAACUUCACUGGCACCCUACUCAGGACGAGUGGACGUACUAUAUAAGCGGCGCUGCCAGGGCAAGUAUCUUCGCGUCAUCAAGUACGGCUAGAACCUAUAACUACGAGGCAAGCUUCAAUGCUGCUCUAUCAUGCCAUUACAUUGAAAACAUCGGGGAUGAGCCUCUGGUAUUCCUGGAGAUUUUCAACACUGACGCCUAUGAAGACAUCAGCUUGAGCCAGUGGCUGGGCGUGACGCCACCGUCGCUGGUACAAGCCCACCUCGGCUUCUCCGACGAGCUGGUGGGCAGCCUCCCCAAGACGAAGCCUAUCGUUGUAGGAGCUACGAGUCUUUAG
Postia placenta MAD-698-R-SB12 is the source of this 1317-nucleotide messenger RNA. RefSeq lists its product as hypothetical. Bases 1 to 1317 code for a protein of 438 amino acids. The record is from RefSeq and is a predicted model, not a curated record. Gene Ontology annotation, biological process: oxalate metabolic process. Lineage: Eukaryota; Fungi; Basidiomycota; Agaricomycetes; Polyporales; Adustoporiaceae. The transcript is spliced from 17 exons.